Messenger RNA from Xyrauchen texanus (razorback sucker), 2357 nucleotides. Its product is annotated as transmembrane protein 165-like. Gene Ontology annotation, molecular function: calcium ion transmembrane transporter activity; manganese ion transmembrane transporter activity. Lineage: Eukaryota; Metazoa; Chordata; Actinopteri; Cypriniformes; Catostomidae. The coding region runs from base 156 to 1070 and encodes 304 amino acids. Gene Ontology annotation, cellular component: Golgi apparatus. The record is from RefSeq and is a predicted model, not a curated record. The transcript has 6 exons. Gene Ontology annotation, biological process: Golgi calcium ion homeostasis; Golgi calcium ion transport; manganese ion transmembrane transport.
GCAAGUUGCCUUGGCGUUAGCCUCUCAGCUAGGUUGACCACGGUGGGCUAACAAGACCGUAACAACAUAACGUGGAUGUACAUAAAUGUUACGUUUUUGCUGUUGUAAUUUGCAGAGUAUUAACACACUAGAAGCCGUGUUAUCCAACCACAAAUAUGCCUCUCCGGGCCGGUGAGUGGCAUGGCGGGCGCAGGUUUAUAUGCUUCCUGAUUUUGACCGUCACAUUUUUGUCAGCCGGAGUUUUUGCAACUCAAGAGGAGAAUAAAGUCAUUGAAGAGGAACAGCCUGUGCAGCUCCAGAAGGCCACCACCGGUCAUGCACCUGACCCAGCAGUUAGUGUCAAUGAGCCCAAUAAAGGAGACCUUGGCUUUAUUCAUGCCUUUGUGGCAGCCAUUUCAGUCAUCAUUGUCUCUGAACUGGGAGACAAGACGUUCUUCAUCGCAGCAAUCAUGGCUAUGCGCUACAAUCGCUUCACUAUUUUGGCGGGUGCCAUGUUGGCUCUUGGACUCAUGACGUGUUUGUCAGUCCUGUUCGGCUAUGCAACUACCAUUAUUCCACGGAUCUACACCUACUACAUAUCGACAGUGCUUUUCGCCAUCUUUGGCUUGAGGAUGCUGAGGGAGGGAUUGAGGAUGAGUCCUGAUGAAGGGCAGGAGGAGCUGGAGGAGGUCCAGGCAGAGAUAAAGAAAAAAGAUGAGGAGCUGCAACGCUAUAAGAUGGCAAACGGAGCACCCGAUAUGGAGGAAGGGACUGCAGCGACCAUGUUGCCCCAGAGAAAGUGGCACAGUGUGAUCUCACCCAUUUUCGUUCAGGCACUCACCCUCACCUUCCUCGCUGAGUGGGGCGACCGCUCUCAGCUUGCCACCAUUGUACUGGCUGCGAGAGAGGAUCCAUUUGGAGUAGCAGUCGGUGGAACUUUGGGACACUCCCUGUGCACAGGACUGGCUGUUAUUGGUGGAAGGAUGGUGGCUCAGAAGAUAUCCGUCAGAACUGUUACAAUCAUCGGUGGAAUCGUAUUCCUCGCCUUUGCAUUCUCCGCCCUCUUUAUCAAGCCUGAUUCUGGAUUCUGAUUGAAGAAGUGACUCUUGGUUUCAUUUUGUACAUAUAAUCGCCAGAAGACAACCCAUACAAAGAGAGACUGUGUGAGAAAUGUGAAUGUCUAGAGUGUUACUCGUGUGUCCGUGUGUGUGUCCGUCCGUGUCCAAGACUGAAUGAAUGAAUGAAUGACAAUUUACUGCUCAUUACUUUCAACCAGAUACACUGGUCUCUUUUUAGGUGAUCACCAUAUUCCUCCAGUAUGCCACCUAAAGUUUACUUGAACUACCAGUCAUAUUUCGAGGGCUGGCACAUACGUAAUGUUUUAAAUAGCCAAAAAUGAACCUUUUUUCAUAUAAUUUUACCUUGUGUUUGAGCAGUGCACUUUGGGUAAAUGCUGGCCAUUAUCUAAUAUAUUCAAGCCUAAUUCAUCUUCACUACAAGAGCAGUAAAACUAAUACCAGAUCAGCCACCAAAAAUAUCCUUCACUGUCCCCAUGACAUUCUGUGCUGUUAACCACUUCACAGCAGUAAAUCUACUUGCAUCUCAAGAGCAUUCAGUGGGUAAGAACAUCAGCAAUAUAACAGUAUAUUAUAAUGUAUUCCUUCAACAAUAACAAACAUGCUAGAUGUGAAUGUUGUUUACAUAGGACUGUAAUGAAGCAUGGAACUUUGCGUGUGCAAUACAGUAAAGUCCUACCUGUUGAUGAUGGGCUUUUCUAUUUUUUAUUCAUACUGCAAUAUCAAGUCAAUGGCUAAAAACACACUGCCUCUAACCAAAAGUAGUAUAACUUUGUGUCAGAUUUAAUUUACACGUAGACAUUCAUCACAUGUGGCCUUUAAAUCAGACACAUUAUUUACUGGUCAUUUUUCAAUUCUAAAUUAUGUUCACAAACACUUAAUAUGCCCUUCUGCUUACUGAAGACUUAUGGACAUUAUGGUCUGCUUUUCACAGACUCCCUUCAAAGAAGCACACUUGUAAAAUGUUGAUGGAAUCUGCUCAUAAAGAGUAAUUUAAGGAAUUUUGAAGACAACUUUUUUUUUUUUUUUUUUUUGGUAGGGGGCGUAGUUUUUAUUUAUUCUACUAGGAGCACAGGAAUUAUGAGAUUUUGUCAAGGUUGAAGAAUUGUAUGUGUUUAUUAGCCAAGGAGGGGGUUAGCUUUGCUGUGGUUGUUUUUUGUAAUGUUUUUAGGGUGACUUGACUUUAUUGUCAAUAUUUGACAUGGGUUGUUUAACUUUGGAAAGUGUGUUGAAUGAUCUGUCAUAGAGGAAUUUAACUACAAAAACUGUGAUUCCUGUAAAUAUUGAAUAAAAGUAUCAGUG